CUUUUAGUAGGGAUGUUGGCCAUUACGAUGGAUGUUUGUGAACUAAGUGCGUUACAGUCGUUGCGUAGUGUAUAGUCGUAUAAUUUUUUUGUAAAAAAAAGUUACAUUUUAUCAAUUACGAUAAAAAAUUGUAAUACGAUCAUAUGAAAAUCGUUUGAUCGUUACGUACCUUUACGUAUACCAAUUGUUCUAUCUACUUUGACGAAAGAGAGAAGAAUUUUUCUACCGGUGUAAUGGCCGAUGUAGAAGGAAAGAAGUUGACCGAGCUUCGUGUUAUAGAUCUUAAAACAGAAUUAGAACGACGUGGUUUAGAUAAAACGGGAAACAAAGCAGCACUUCUUGAACGUCUUUCUAAGGCUAUAUCUGACGAUGGAGAAAAUCCAGAGGAAUAUCUCAUUGUGCCUUGUGGUGGAGUCUGCAAGACCAGUCCACGGAAAAACAGUGUCACAGGAGUACCUAAUCAAGAUGAUACUCUGGAAUCAUCUGAAAAUCAAAAAGAAGAAAAUGUAGAACAAAUAAAAAAAGAAAAUAUAGAUACGCAAGAUGCUAAUGAGUCAAAAGCAAAGUUAAAGCCAAAACUUUCACCCGAAGAAAAUCUUAUUAUUAAUAAGAAAGAGGAUACUUCAAAUGAUGUUUCUGAUAAUCCUCCAAAAGAAGGAGAAGUCAAACAAGAAACAAAAACAACAACUGUAAAUAAAAUUCCAACUGAGAGUGGACAAACUUGUGAGAAGAAAACUGAAACUGAGAAGACACCUACAUCAAAUCAGUCUUCGACUACAGGUGCUGUAGAAGCCAAUGGAAUGGAUAAUGAAGAUUCUAUUAAUUUAACUAUUGGAGAAGAUGAAGAAAAUCUCCUUGCCGAGGAGACAGAAUCCCAUGAUAGACAUAAAGAUGGAGGUGAGAAGAAGAAAAUGGAAGAGAACAAGAAGGGAGACUCUAAAGGGAGCGGUAGAGCAGAAGCUGGUGCCAGCAACAAGGAAGGGACAACGUCUGGUGCAAACGUCGGGAUGAAGAACAAGCAGGAUGGUGGCGAUGGAAGCAAGAGUGUGGAGUCCAGCAGCAAGAGUCAGAAGAGAGAAGAUAAAGAUAAGAAGACUACUCAAAUCAAUCCUGUUAAUGCAAGUAGCAGGAAUUUGUGGGUGUCUGGAUUAUCAUCGAGUACACGGGCUACUGAUUUGAAGCAAAUCUUUUCAAAAUAUGGGAAGGUGAUAGGUGCCAAAGUGGUUACCAAUGCUAGAACUCCCGGUGCAAGAUGUUAUGGAUACGUUACUAUGUCUACCAGUGAAGAUGCUGCAAAAUGUAUACAACACUUGCAUCGAACUGAAUUGCACGGUCGAGUGAUAUCCGUUGAGAAGGCCAAAGGAGAUUCUCAACAAAGUCAUAUGCGCAAACGCGAUGCAGCAAAUGGAAAAUCAGAAAAGAAAGAAGAAAAGGAUAAGGCAAAAGAUAAUCAUGAAACCAACGAGAGAAAAGAAAAGGAAGCAAAGAAGGAGAGUGAAGAAAAAGGACCCGAACAAGCAAAAAAGAACGACGAAAAAAAUGAAAAUAUCGAUGCUAAGAAAAUUGAGCCAGUGGAUAAAAAGGAAGAGAUCUCCAAGGAAUCUGAUUCUCGAUCAACAAAAUCUACCAGCAAGAAACCAGAAAGUGAAAGAGGUCGACGAGAAGAUAAACGAAUUCGUUCGUGGGAUCAUCAUCGUUCGUACAGUCGUUCGCGUAGUCGAGAACGCCGUAGACGAGAUGAUGUACUUACUUUUGCAAAAAUAAGGAAAGACGAACAUCGAUACGACAGCACCUUACGAUUACAGGAGGAGCGUGAGAGACAGAGAUUACGUGAACGUGAAAGAAUGUUGCGAGAGGAGGAAAGAAGACGACGUGAGGAUAUGGAGAGACAACGAGAAAUUGAACGUAGACAGAGAGAGGAAGCAGCACGAUUGGAAAGGGAACGUGAGAAAUUAAGAAGAGAGAGAGAAAGGAUAGAACAAGAAAAAGCAGAAUUGCUUCGUUUGGAACGAGAACGUCAGAAAUUGGAAAGGGAGAAAUUGGAACGCGAGAGAUUGGAGUUAAAGAGACAACAAAUGCGUUUAGAAGAAAGUAGACGUGCUCCUCCGCCUCCCUCGAUUAAGAGAUCAUCUAGUGAUAGAAGGGAUCCUAGAGAUUUAUACGUAGAACCAGAAAGGAAACGAAUGACUACGGAACAUAGCAGAAGACACAGUCCAGAUCGAGUGAGUGAUAGACGAACUGAGAUCAUAGAUCGUGUUUCGGAUAGACGAUUAGAUCCAUCACCACCUACACGUUACGAAUCGAGCAGAUCUACGCAAGACAUGGGAUUAAAGAAAGAAUUCAAACGCAGUAGCGAAUUUACAUCAAGAAGUAGUCGUCCAGAAACGUUUUCUGAUGUAUCACGUGGAAGAGAAGUAAUCGUACGUCGUGAAUCUCUUUCUGCAACAUCCUCGUCUAUCGAUCCACGACAAGUCAAAGAAAGUGUUAGAUACGAACGACCCAGUACUACAACAUAUACUCGAGAACGCGAGGUACGACGAUCUGAACCAGAGUCGCAUAGAAAUUCUAGGGAUAGUCAUACGCGUUAUAGUGAAAGCUUCAAACCACCGAGCUCGAGUGCACCCCGUGAUAGCCGUUAUAUAGAAAGCAAUAAAACACCAAGUGGAUGGCAUUCAGUUCCACCAUCUACAAAAUCAUUUAAUUCUGUCCCAAGUAGUGGCACACGGGAUCCACGUAACGAACCAUCGGGUUGGAGUUCUAGAUCAUCAGACAGUGUCAACAGAUGGAGCAAUUCGAGCAGUAUAGGUAAUACUUUACGUCAUCCUGUGCCACCAACUUAUCCAAGUGGCCCCAUACAAUCCAUGGGAUUAACAGCACCGGGAACAGCUACUUCAUAUGAUCGAUUUGAUCCAUAUAAAUCAUCUAUGUCUAGUAUGAGGAAAUAUUAUGUGACGACAGAAAAAAAUUUCAUCCUUUUCUUUUUCCUAUUUAUUUUCAAUUUUAAGAUCAGUUAUUAUAAACGUGGAUUUUUUAAAAAUCAUUUUCUAAUUACAGAAUUUUUUGUAAUAUGGAAUAUAUUUGGUGGAGCUCUUUCGUAUACCGAAGAAAUAAUACGAUAUCAUGGUCAACCGUUAGGAUAUAGAAUACCGACGUCUUAUGGGCCACCGACUCGUGGAUGGUCAUCGGAAAUAUGGAAUUCUGGAGUACGAAGAACGGGAAGUCAAUUGUACAGAAGGGAUGUUCAAAUUCGACCGCCCCAUGUACAUCUCGUUAAAAUCGAAGAAGAACAAACUGAUCCUUUGGCGACUUUAAGCGAAACAUUAGGUGCAUUGAACACCGUGGGCAGUUAUAUCGUUAAUAUGACGAGAGGUAUGGAGAAUUCGAAUAAUCCACCAAAAGAACUUCCAUCUGCAUUGUACACUAUUUCGAAAAAUAUUUUAGGACUCAAUGUAACAGACAGUAUAGCACCAUUGGUAAGAAGAGGUGUUGGUUUAACAUCCAAACCAUCAAUCAAAGUACAAACAACAGCAACAGCAGCAACGACAACGACAACGACAACAAUGACAACAUUAGAACCUACAGCCAUAGCGAUAACACCAGUUAAUUUAUCAAAACCAGUUUCUCAAACACUUCCUCAACAAUCGGUGGAAUUAGUUAAUAGAGACAGAGAAUCUUUAUUACCCACGUGUAUUACAGCAGAGGGUUCAUCAGGGAAGUGUCAAGAUCUCAGCAAUUGUCCACAAUUAUUGUUGGAUUUAAAAAAAUUAAGGCAAUCUCUAUGCUUUAAAAGUAUAUUCGUACCUGGUGUUUGUUGUCCAACAAAAAAAUCAGACGAUUUAUUGGAUGAUGGAAUAAUUACUGGUACCGUUUCUCCGCCAUUAAUCCAGACCACUGUUCGACCUACUCGACCACCAUAUCGUCCUAUAAAACCACCUACACCACGACCUAUACCAUUGUAUCCAGUUGAUUCAUCUACUUUAGAACCAUCAACCGGAACGAUCCUAAUUCCAGACUUGUCAGUUAAUAAUUCGAACAAUGUCGAGACACUAGGCACUGUCGACAAUAAUUACAUACAAGACGACGAAGAAUGUGGAGUGAGAAAUUCUGGAAAAUAUAGGGUCGUUGGAGGUGAAGAAGCAUUGCCAGGACGGUGGCCUUGGAUGGCAGCUAUCUUUCUUCAUGGUUCUAAGCGUACAGAAUUUUGGUGUGGAGGCUCCUUAAUUGGAUCACGACAUAUCCUAACUGCUGCGCAUUGUACAAGAGAUCAACGACAACGGCCAUUCGCUACAAGACAAUUCACAGUACGUCUUGGUGACAUAGACCUAGAAAGAGACGACGAACCAUCCUCACCAGAAACCUAUGCUGUUAGAGCGAUAUACGCUCAUCCAAAAUUUUCUCGUGUUGGUUUUUACAACGAUAUCGCUGUGCUUGAGUUAAACAGACCUGUGAAAAAGUCACCUUAUGUGAUACCAAUAUGUCUACCACAGGGACGCUUUCGUAGCGAAGCUUUUGCUGGUGCUAGACCAACCGUGGUUGGAUGGGGAACAACUUAUUAUGGUGGAAAAGAAAGUACAGUUCAACGACAAGCAGUAUUGCCUGUAUGGAGAAACGAGGACUGUAAUGCGGCUUACUUUCAACCAAUUACGAGUAAUUUCUUAUGCGCUGGUUACAGUCAAGGUGGCAAGGACGCUUGUCAAGGUGAUUCAGGUGGCCCAUUAAUGUUAAGAGCCGAAGGUCGAUGGAUGCAGAUAGGCAUCGUAUCUUUUGGUAACAAAUGUGGUGAACCUGGUUAUCCUGGUGUUUAUACACGUGUCACGCAAUAUCUCGAUUGGAUAAAAGGCAAUUUAAAAUGAAUUUAUUAUAUAUUAUAUCAACGUUUGACAAAUGCCAAGGAAUGAUAAAUGGCAAUUUGUUUUUUUUGUACAGUUUUUAACAUGUACAGUACACUGUCAAUUUGAUUUAUUAUUCAUAUUAUUGUGAAUACACAGUAAUGUGACCAAGUGUAUAUUCAUUGAAUAUAUUGUAAUUUAUUGUUAUUAUUA
Messenger RNA from Vespula vulgaris, 5042 nucleotides. RefSeq names its product SAFB-like transcription modulator. Bases 234 to 4853 code for a protein of 1539 amino acids. Gene Ontology annotation, molecular function: RNA binding; sequence-specific DNA binding; serine-type endopeptidase activity. Gene Ontology annotation, cellular component: nucleus. The record is from RefSeq and is a predicted model, not a curated record. Gene Ontology annotation, biological process: regulation of mRNA processing; regulation of transcription by RNA polymerase II; proteolysis. The transcript has 22 exons. Lineage: Eukaryota; Metazoa; Arthropoda; Insecta; Hymenoptera; Vespidae.